AUGGAUAAUAAUGAUUUUAAUUUUUAUUCACCCAAAGAAAUCAGUAGUCUUGAAGGUCGUGGUAGAGGAAACGAUAAUAGUAGAGGCAAAGAUAGUGGUGAAGCUAGAGGUAGGGUUACGGUAACAAUGGUGUUAGAGGUGGUUAGAUAA
Entrophospora sp. SA101 is the source of this 150-nucleotide messenger RNA. The record is from the annotation of a GenBank genome assembly. NCBI's taxonomy places the organism in Eukaryota, Fungi, Glomeromycota, Glomeromycetes, Entrophosporales, Entrophosporaceae.